AUGCUUCAGCCUCGAAUGGCCUGUAGGGUCAUUCAGUUGCCCUUCAGAUGCUUGCCCUCUGUCCCGGCUCGGGGCUAUGCAACAAGGGUCGUGAAUGAGAUGGAGCCGCCAUCCGAGAACUCUCGCAACACGUUUGAGAUGAGCAACUCACUUCCUCCUCUGCCGACUCGCAACAAGGGAAUUGUCCUCCGCACAUAUACUCCGCGCACCCCUGGUGUACGACAUCUGCGACGACCGAUCAAUGAUCAUCUGUGGAAAGGCCGCCCGGUGCACCGAUUGACGUUUCCCAAGCGUGGCCAGGGCAAAGGUGGUCGCAAUAACACCGGCCAAAUAACGGUCCGGCAUCACGGUGGUGGCCACAAGCGCCGGAUACGGACCGUCGAUUUCCUGCGCAUGCUGCCCGGACCCCAACUGGUGGAGCGCAUCGAGUAUGAUCCAGGGCGGACUGCACACAUUGCCCUGACUCGUUGCAAGACUACCAAGAAACUGAGUUAUAUUCUCGCUGCCGAUGGAUUGCGGGCCGGCGAUGUCAUCGAGAGUUACCUGCCCGGCAUCCCGAAUGAUCUGUGGCGGGCCAUGGGUGACGCCAUAGAUCCGGGAGUGCUCGCAGCCCGAACUGUUUGGCGAGGAAACUGUCUGCCAUUGCACAUGGUUCCCGUGGGGACACCGAUCUUCAACGUUGGGUUGGAGCCCGGCAAAGGGGGCCAGUUGUGCCGCAGCGCGGGUACCUAUGCCACUGUGGUUGCCAAAGGGCGUGAUUCUCGCCAGGCAGCCAUUGUAACCGAAGAGCCGGUCGAGGAGCAGCCUCUAUCCAUGCGCGAACAGCAGGAACAGGAGCGCCUGGCCCAGUCAAUCACCGUCCGCCUUCAAAGUGGCGAGAUUCGGCUCCUUCACAAAGACUGUUGCGCGACCGUUGGCACUGCUAGCAACAUCAACCAUCAAUACAGACAGCUCGGAAAGGCAGGCCGAUCACGCUGGCUCAACAUUCGCCCCACUGUCCGAGGUCUGGCCAUGAACGCGGCUGAUCAUCCUCAUGGUGGUGGACGAGGAAAGUCCAAGGGUAACGUUGAUCCUAAGAGCCCGUGGGGUCUCCCGGCCAAGUCUGGUUACAGAACUCGUAAGAAGGGGAAGAUCAACAAGUCUGUGAUCCAACCGAGACCGCGCAACCAAGGCAAGCGUCGUCGUGGACGCAAAUAA
This is a messenger RNA of Penicillium alfredii, 1197 nucleotides long. Its product is annotated as mitochondrial 54S ribosomal protein uL2m. Gene Ontology annotation, cellular component: ribosome. The record is from RefSeq and is a predicted model, not a curated record. Lineage: Eukaryota; Fungi; Ascomycota; Eurotiomycetes; Eurotiales; Aspergillaceae. Bases 1 to 1197 code for a protein of 398 amino acids. Gene Ontology annotation, molecular function: RNA binding; structural constituent of ribosome. The transcript has 2 exons. Gene Ontology annotation, biological process: cytoplasmic translation.